Clavispora lusitaniae ATCC 42720 is the source of this 594-nucleotide messenger RNA. It is a transcript of the gene OCA6, whose product is annotated as protein-tyrosine-phosphatase. The record is from RefSeq and is a predicted model, not a curated record. Gene Ontology annotation, molecular function: phosphatase activity. NCBI's taxonomy places the organism in Eukaryota, Fungi, Ascomycota, Pichiomycetes, Serinales, Metschnikowiaceae.
AUGGAAAGCUCGGAUCAAUUAGUCCCGCCACUUCGAUUCAAUAUUGUUCAACCAGAGCUUUAUCGGGGCGGAUAUCCUAGAAAGGUUAACUUUCCGUUCCUUGAAAGUCUCAACAUCAAGACAAUAAUCUCUCUUACUCCUCACCCGAUUACCUAUGAAACAGACCCGCAACUAUACACAUUUGCAAAGAAGAAUGAUAUUGAAUUAAUUCAUAUCGAAUGUGCUCAAUCAGGGAAGGGUAAGAAGAGAGGUGUACCUAUGGGUUAUAGCACUGUUCUUGAAGCAUUAAGAUACAUGAUUCAUAAAGAAUUUUCUCCCAUCUAUUUACAUUGCUUGAAUGGUGGACAAGUUACCAGCCUUGUCAUUGCAUGUCUACGAAAGUUACAGUUUUGGUCUUCUAUUGCGAUCUUCAAUGAAUUCAUUAAUUUCACGACUAAUAUUACCGUGAAUGAUAGGAGCUUUGUUGACGGCUUCAAAGGAGAGAUUAACAUCAAUACAGACACGAAAGUGAACUGGUUAUGGGUGGGCCUAAGCAAAGGUGUUGUAGGCAACCAUCCUAAGAUACGAGUUACUGAAUCUUCAGAAACACAGUGA